ACCUCUUCCACUUUCAACAAAGCGGGGUGGAGGAAUGUACAGUCUGAACUCAGUAGACAAACAAGAUUCCAAUUUACCAUGGUACAAUUGAGGAACAAGGUCAACAAACUAAAAAAACUGUAUGCCAGUUUUCACAAACUCAUUUCUCAGUCCGGAUUUGGUUGGGAUAAUGUGAAUAAAAGAGUUGUUGUUGACGACCCAAGUAUAUGGGAAUCUCAUAUCAAGGAUAAUGUUGAGUGGGCAAGAUUCAGGAAGAAUGGAUUUCCUCAGUAUCCUGAGCUCUGUAUUGUUUUUGGUGGUACAUAUGCUACUGGCGAUCAUGCCAUAGGAAGUGCUCAAGAUGUGGAUGUGUCGGAUGAUGAUGACAAUGGUGAUGACAAUGUAGGUGGUGACAACAGUGGUGGCGAUGCUUAUGCUGUCAAUGCAGGUGAUGACUAUGAUGGUAGCAAUGCAAAUGAUUUCAUUGGACACCACAGUGAUGACAGACUCUUUACAAUAGACGAUGCUGGAACUUCAAUUCGUGGAAAGCACAAAUUGAAUAGAACUCCAAAUAGUAAGCGGAGAAGAAAGAGUAACCAAUCCGGUAUUGCUGAAACUUGUAGAGCCAUACAAGAUUUUCUGAAAGUUAGGUCAUCAAGUCAAUCUGGUGGUGGCUCUGCGAGCUCAGGGACUACACAACCACCUGUAGACCCUUUCUCCUUAUCUACUGUGGUCCAGAUUCUACUGAGUAUGCCCGAGAUAAAGCAAGAUGUUUACAAUAAAGCAGUAGAACGAGCAUGCGCCAGUUGUGAAUGGAGGGAGGCUUUCAUUACAUCCACACCUGCAAGGAGGAUUGGACUUCUUCAAUUCCUUUAGUAGAUGUUUGGAAAUAUACUUUCGUGAAUUGCAUGGAGUUUCAUUAGACUGUAUAACUUAUAUUAUCUAUUAAUCUUUAGUUAUUCAAAUAUGAUUAGUGUUGAGACUCUUGUACUUAUAUGUAAUGGCAUAUCUUAUUGAGAUUUUAUGACUUAUGUUAUUGAUU
This is a messenger RNA of Eucalyptus grandis, 1021 nucleotides long. RefSeq lists its product as uncharacterized. The transcript is spliced from 2 exons. Bases 79 to 855 code for a protein of 258 amino acids. The record is from RefSeq and is a predicted model, not a curated record. NCBI's taxonomy places the organism in Eukaryota, Viridiplantae, Streptophyta, Magnoliopsida, Myrtales, Myrtaceae.